AUGCCAACCGAUACCUUUCAACAACUCCAUCGACAGCCAGAUGCCGUUGCCGUUGCCGUUGCCCCUCUUAUGGGUCCUGCCAUUUGUCUAUUGGUCGAACUCGGAGCUCCUCAACAGCCCUUCCUAGCUCUUACUAAAUCAGCAACAUCACCACGCGCCGCCAUCGACCUCAUCACUCGAGCGACCGCCGCGCCCGGAACAUAUAUAUUCACCGAACUUCUCCUCGCGCCACAAAUUCAAGCCCUCUCCACUGCUUCUCCAGAGCAAGCAGCUUAUCUUUCACUCCUUAAAAUCUUUAGCUAUGGCACAUACCUUGACUAUACCAGCGACUCCUCUCUCCCCACUCUCUCCUCUGCCCAAACCCUUAAACUUCGCCAGCUCUCCUUCCUCACCCUUGCCAAAAGCCCGUCCGACUUGACCUACCCAAAACUUCAGUCUGCGCUUUCCCUCUCCACUCCCCGCGACCUCGAAGAUCUUGUCAUCAGCACCAUAUAUGCCGGUCUCAUAACCUGUACUUUGGACCCUUACAACCAAACUGUGCUCGUCUCAUCCAUCUCUCCCCUCCGCGAUCUUCCCCCCUCUACAAUACCAUCCAUGUUAUCUACCCUCUCAGCGUGGUCAGCUCGUUGCACCACGACGCUUUCGUCCCUCGAAUCGCAAAUCGCGUCCAUCAAGGCCGAAGCCCAGCGCCGUCACCGCGACGAAAAAGAAUGGAACGCCCACGUCGCAUCCCUCCUCGAAACGCCCCCUCCAGCAGAGCCUUCCACUGAAAGGGCAGGUAUCAUGAGUAGUCUACAUAGUUUGACGGGCAAAAUGACGAAAUCGUCUGGAAAGCGCAAUGCCACAUUAGAGAAUCUUGGUAGUGAUGAGGAAAUGGAUGAUGUAGAUUCGAUAAGUGGUCAGCAGAUGAAAGAUACCCGAAGUUCGAAGAAGAGAGGUUUUGGCGGGUUAGGAUUUGGGAACUCAACAGAUACCGGCUCAACAGAUGCCGACUCAACACGCCUCUCACUCGCUUUGGAUCGUAUAUUGGAUCAUGAGAGUAUGUGA
This is a messenger RNA of Sclerotinia sclerotiorum 1980 UF-70, 1047 nucleotides long. RefSeq lists its product as hypothetical. The coding region runs from base 1 to 1047 and encodes 348 amino acids. NCBI's taxonomy places the organism in Eukaryota, Fungi, Ascomycota, Leotiomycetes, Helotiales, Sclerotiniaceae. Gene Ontology annotation, cellular component: COP9 signalosome. The transcript is spliced from 4 exons. The record is from RefSeq and is a predicted model, not a curated record.